UAAGGUGGGUGUCUGUAAUGAGAACAUAGGCUUCUCGCUAGUUCCCGAUGCGGAAACUAACAGAACUGGAUAAGUCAUGGAGGUACAACCGCAGAACUCCACCUCCCAGAAUUCUAACUUCCAUGUGCGCGUCCUGGCAGUAAACCGGACCAAACGUCACAUUCCUGCAUUCCCGUCCGUGUGUCAGAGACGUUGCUAGCUAGCUAAUCUUUUCCUCCCCGGACACAUUUCUUUCCGAAAAAGCACCCAUGCCAGGACUCAUGACACUGCAAAAGGGGAUUUAAAAUCAGGAGGUGCUUUCGGAUUCUGCAUCCAUCUGAAUCCACGAAACGGGUCCUGCCCUUCUGCCCUCCCCCGCCAGUGGCUGGUUGCCAUGGAGAACUCGUCGGUGGCGUCCGCGUCGUCGGAGGCGGGCAGCACGCGCUCGCAGGAGAUCGAGGAGCUGGAGCGCUUCAUCGACAGCUACGUGCUGGAGUACCAGGUGCAGGGUCUCCUGAGCGACAAGAGCGAGGCGGACGCCGACGGAGAGAAGCCCCACAUCUCACAGUGGACUGAGAACUGCAGUGACAAGAUAGAUGGAAGCUGGUCGUCCUCUCGUGGGCGGGGCUCUUCUAAGCCGGACGAGUGGGAGCACAGCAGCAACGGCAGCACCGGGUCCCGGCCCAGCUCGGGGUCACGACCUGGUUCCGGGUCCAGGUCUGGCAGCCGCGGAAGAAACAAUCAGUUCAGACCCCCGGCAAAGAACGGAAACAGAGAGGGGUCAUUUGACAUCCUGGGCACAGACAUAUGGGCAGCCAACACCCUGGACUCACAUGGUGGGGCGACCUGGGACCUGCAGCCAGAGAAGCUGGACUUCACCCAGUUCCACCGGAAGCCCUUCCGGGGCACCCCGAAACACCUCCCACACAUCGACCGAGAGGGGAUGAUGAAAGGCAAAUUCGAUGAUGACGAUGGUAUCGACCUGAACGACAUGGAGAAGUUCCUGCCUGGCUUGACGGUCUUCCCGCCCCUGUCGACUGAAGCCGAAAUCGCGCACACCAAAAAGCUCUUCCGUCGCAGGAGGAACGACCGUCGACCCGCCCAUCUCUCCCCGGACCAGCUAACCGUGAUGCUGCCCGCCGAUGGGACGCGGAUAGUCACCAGGAGACAGCAGCGACUACCUGCAGGAGCCAAGUCCCAGAAUCCUCAGCUUCAGCAGCAGCAGCCGUCGCAGCAACAGUCGCAACCGCAGCAACAGCAGCAGCAGCAGCAGCAGCCGCAGCAACAGCAGCCGCAGCACCCUCCAGCCCAGCAGCAGCAGCAGCAGCAGCAGCAGCCCAAACAGCCACAGCCGCCGAACACAGAGCACCCGUCCGGCAACAGCAAGUACGCCCGGGAUCAUGGCCGACAGUUCCAGGGCCCGGGCCCGCACCCGUCCGGGCGACAGGGCCAAACCCACCACGGCUACAGCCAGAACCGCCGCUGGCACCACAACCAGAAGCAGCCGGCAGCCGCGGGGGGCGAGAAAGGAGCGCCCAGAAACACCAAAGAGACUGAGAAUGUGAGGGCCGAGGAGCCUGCCCCCCCGAGGCCGGACCCCGCCCCUGACAAGGCCCGCAGCGAGGGGCCCAAGCCCGGCUCCGCAGCGGAGGACAAGCGCCGGGACAGCAAUGCGGAGGGCCCCAGGGUCAGCCUGCUGCAGUCGUCCAAGGAGAGGCUGAGGAGGAGGCUAAAAGAGAAGGAUGACGUCCCCGUGGCGACCACCAACCCGCGGAGGAACCGCAUGGACAAGCUGAUGGAGAUCCUGAACAGCAUGCGGAACAACAGCAGCGAGGUGGACGGCCAGCUCACCACCUUCAUGGAGGAGGCGCAGAACUCCACCAACUCGGAGGAGAUGCUGUCCCAGAUCGUGCACACCAUCUACCAGAAGGCCGUCAGCGACCGCAGCUUCGCCGCCACGGCCGCCCGGCUCUGCGACAAGAUGGCCCUCUUCAUGGUGGAGGGCACCAAGUUCCGCUCCCUGCUGCUCAACAUGCUCCAGAAGGACUUCACGCGCAGGGACGAGCUGCAGCAGUCGGACGUGGAGCACUGGCUGGGCUUCAUCACCUUCCUCUGCGAGGUCUUCGGCAUCAUGAGGAGCAGCGCAGGGGAGCCCUUCCGGGUGCUGGUGUGCCCCAUCUACACCUGUCUCAGGGAGUUGCUGGAGUCUGCAGAGGUGAAGGAGGAUGCAGUUUUAUGCUGUUCUAUGGAGCUGCAGAGCACCGGCCGGCUCCUGGAGGAGCAGCUGCCCGAGAUGAUGACGGAGCUGCUGGCGGCGGCGCGGGACAAGAUGCUGUGUCCGUCCGAGUCGCAGCUGACGCGCUCCCUGCUGAUGGAGGUCAUCGAGCUGCACGCCCACCAGUGGAGCCCCCUGGAGGCGCUCACCACACAGUACUACAACAGGACCAUCCAGAAGCUCACGGCCUGAGCCCAGACCCCACAGAGGCCUGGGGGUGCAGGGCGGGGAGGGGGAGGGCAGGGCGGGGCGGGGGGGAUCACAGACAGUCUGAAAUGAGCGCAGGGUAAAGGGGCGUGUCCCUCGCCAGCAAGGAGAGGGGAGGACGACAAAAGGCGCGUGUGGGGGAGAGGUGUCCCAGCAUGCCGUUCGGGGACGGGGUCCUUUGAGGUGAAAGGGGG
Molecule: messenger RNA, 2655 nt
Organism: Anguilla anguilla (European eel)
Lineage: Eukaryota; Metazoa; Chordata; Actinopteri; Anguilliformes; Anguillidae
Gene: ctif
Product: CBP80/20-dependent translation initiation factor
Exons: 14
Coding region: 374-2446 (690 amino acids)
Biological process (GO): regulation of translational initiation
Cellular component (GO): cytosol
Molecular function (GO): RNA binding; protein binding; translation activator activity
Source: RefSeq, a predicted model, not a curated record